AUGAAUCGGAGGCGAUUUCCCAUACGACCGCUCGAAAAAGAUCACGAUAACUUUGAACUCGAGACACAUAAAGAAAUGAUAAUUGGUGAAUCGGCUGAGAACAAGAUUAUUGGCCAAAUGAAUUACAUUCGUAUGUUUCUUGCCGGGAAACUUGUGUUUCCACCGGAUACAAAGGAAUAUUUGUUUGAGUUCAAGGAUUUAGAAGAACUGGGUUCAUUAGGUAACGGAAGUUUCGGUACCGUUAAAAAGAUGCGACAUAUUGUAACAGGAACCGAAAUGGCUGUCAAGCGAGUUCGAAUAGUCAGCUCCGGAGUAGAUGAUGUUGCUAGCUGCCGAUCCAUGAAGCGACUCCAACAAGAAGUGGACGCAAUAAAAUCUGCCAGUAAUUGCAAGCAGAUCGUUCAAUUUUAUGGAAUAACGUUUCAUGAGGGCGAUGGUCUAGUAUGUAUGGAACUUAUGGAUAUAUCCUUAGAGAGGUUGUACACUGCCGUUCAUGACUUAGGUUAUGCUGCCUUUGAUGAGAAUACUCUUGGUAGCGUUGCUAUAAAUGUCAUUAUUGCCUUAAAUCAUAUGAAAAGUCAGUAUCAUAUUAUUCACCGAGAUGUGAAGCCUUCUAAUAUUUUGCUCAACCGAAAAGGCGAAGUGAAACUUUGCGACUUUGGGAUUUGUGGAUAUCUUCAAGAUUCCGUUGCUCAAACACAAGAUGCUGGAUGUCGGCCGUAUAUGGCGCCUGAGCGACUAAUUGCGUUUUCGAAAGGUUACGAUAUUAGAUCAGAUGUUUGGUCCCUUGGAAUAUCAAUGGUAGAAGUGGCAAAUUUUGCGUUUCCAUAUCCAGGAUUUACCUCAGCACCACUAUUCGCCCAGUUGGAUCUUGUUGUACACGGUGAUGCACCGAUGGUUAAUAAUCCACUCUAUUCUACUCGAACAAAGAAUUUUAUUCAUUACUGUCUAACGAAAGAUCUAAAACAUCGGCCAACAUUUGCCGAUUUGGCGAACACUCCAUUCUACCAGUACUAUAAUUCAAUGGAAGAUUUAAGUGAAUUAGUCGGAGCAGCAACCCAACAUUUUAUGCUGGAUUUCUGUCUUCGGGCGUAUAGAGCUUCGGUCCCAGAAGACUGGCGGUCAAUUUUUCCGAGGAAACUGAUGGUCAGUUUUCCCCGGACAGAAGCUCUAUACGGAGGAGUGGUCAGUUUUCCCCGGACAGAAGCUCCAUACGGGGGGUGGUCAGUUUCCUCCGGACAGAAGCUCCAUACGGAGGGGUGGUCAGUUUUCCCCGGACAGAAGCUCUAUACGGAGGAGUGGUCAGUUUUCCCCGGACAGAAGCUCUAUACGGAGGAAUGGUCAGUUUUCCCCGGACAGAAGCUCCAUACGGAGGGGUGGUCUGUUUCCCCCGGACAGAAGCUCUAUACGGAGGAGUGGUCAGUUUUCCCCGGACAGAAGCUCUAUACGGAGGAGUGGUCAGUUUUCCCCGGACAGAAGCUCCAUACGGGAGGUGGUCAGUUUCCUCCGGACAGAAGCUCCAUACGGGGGGUGGUCAGUUUUCCCCGGACAGAAGCUCUAUACGGAGGGGUGGUCAGUUUCCCCCGGACAGAAGCUCCAUACGGGGGGUGGUCAGUUUCCUCCGGACAGAAGCUCUAUACGGAGGAGUGGUCAGUUUUCCCCGGACAGAAGCUCCAUACGGAGGGGUGGUCUGUUUCCCCCGGACAGAAGCUCUAUACGGAGGAAUGGUCAGUUUUCCCCGGACAGAAGCUCUAUACGGAGGAGUGGUCAGUUUUCCCCGGACAGAAGCUCUAUACGGAGGAGUGGUCAGUUUUCCCCGGACAGAAGCUCCAUACGGAGGGGUGGUCAGUUUCCCCCGGACAGAAGCUCUAUACGGAGGAGUGGUCAGUUUUCCCCGGACAGAAGCUCUAUACGGAGGAGUGGUCAGUUUUCCCCGGACAGAAGCUCUAUACGGAGGAAUGGUCAGUUUUCCCCGGACAGAAGCUCCAUACGGAGGGGUGGUCUGUUUCCCCCGGACAGAAGCUCCAUACGGAGGAGUGCGCAGAUGUAGCGCAGUCGGUAAGCGAUUCCGCUGUAACUGGACGAUCGAUCGUUGGUUUGAAACCGCCUCAGUGCCAACCAAAUCAUCGGACCGUCGCGGCACCAACCGUCAAAAGAGUUUCGGAACCAGAACUUCUCAAAGCGGUAAUCUUGAACCUAGGUGGAGGGUGGAGUCGGUCGGCAAGUGUAGGUGAACGGAAGCGGAAGCCUGCCGAAGCGAACCCAAAUGAAAUGUGA
This is a messenger RNA of Necator americanus (New World hookworm), 2277 nucleotides long. RefSeq lists its product as uncharacterized. The transcript has 12 exons. Gene Ontology annotation, molecular function: MAP kinase kinase activity; ATP binding. The coding region runs from base 1 to 2277 and encodes 758 amino acids. NCBI's taxonomy places the organism in Eukaryota, Metazoa, Nematoda, Chromadorea, Rhabditida, Ancylostomatidae. Gene Ontology annotation, biological process: stress-activated MAPK cascade; protein phosphorylation. The record is from RefSeq and is a predicted model, not a curated record.